AGGUGAGAAAAGCAUAAAGCCCGCGUUUAAUCUCCAAAGAAACUUGUCAGCUCCCCUACACUGUAUAAGCAUUCCUCUUUUGCUUUGUGAGCCCCCCUCUUUCUCUCUCUCACACACACACAGACAUAGCUUCGGAAGCUCUGCAUCGGAAGCUGCCCAUGUUGGCGUGCUUUCCGGACCACCGAAGAAUGUGCAGAGCUCCUGCUAUUGAGUACCUCUUUCUUUCCCUCUUCUUCUCUGUCCUUUUCUCCACUUCCACUGCUUGCUCGAAUGGGAAUUGCCAGGUUCUGGAAGCUUGUUCAGCUGCCACAGACUGUGGGGCUGGCCUCUACUGUGGCAACUGCCCUGCUCUGGGCAAGACUCAGCCUUUCUGCACCAGAGGCCAAGCCACCAUUCCCACCUCAAUUGUUAACGGGCUUCCCUUCAAUAAGUAUUCAUGGGUGGUGACUCACAAUUCGUUUAGUAUUGUUGAUGCACCGCCUUUGCCGGGUGUUCAGAGAUUGACAUUUUACAAUCAAGAAGACACUGUGACUAAUCAGCUGAGAAACGGAGUGAGGGGAUUGAUGUUGGAUAUGUACGAUUUCAAUAACGAUAUCUGGCUCUGCCACUCAUUUCGAGGGCAAUGUUUCAACUUCACUGCAUUUCAACCUGCAAUUAACACUUUGAAGGAAGUGGAAGCAUUCUUGAGUGAAAACCCAACAGAGAUUGUGACCAUUAUUAUUGAGGACUAUGUGCAAGCUCCCAAAGGGUUGACAAAUCUGUUCACCAAUGCUGGGUUGGGCAAGUAUUGGUUUCCCGUGUCCAAGAUGCCCAAAAAGGGUGAAGAUUGGCCCACUGUGACUGAGAUGGUGCAAGACAAUCACCGGCUCCUAGUUUUUACUUCUGCCACUUCAAAGGAAGCUGAUGAAGGAAUUGCUUAUCAGUGGAAGUACAUGGUGGAAAAUGAAGGUGAGCUUUAUAAGAAUGUAAAUAUUGUUAUGACUUGGUAUUGUAUCCACAAUGUCCAAAAUGGUCUAAUAAUGGAUUUGGUUUCAGCUGGAGAUCCUGGGGUGGUAAGAGGUUCAUGUCCUAAGAGAAAAGAGUCAAAGCCGCUGAAUUCAAGAAGUGCAUCUCUGUUCUUUCAGAAUUACUUCCCAACAAUUCCAGUUCAGUCUGAAGCUUGCAAGGAGCAUUCAACUCCACUGGCUGAGAUGGUCGGUACCUGUUACAAAGCAGCAGGGAACUCGAUGCCUAACUUCUUGGCUGUCAACUUUUACAUGAGGAGUGAUGGAGGAGGUGUGUUUGAUGCUACCGAUAGAAUCAAUGGACAGACAUUAUGUGGUUGUAGUACUGUUACUGCCUGCCAGGCUGGAGCACCUUUUGGGUCAUGCAAGAAUGUAACUGUUCCUAAUCCAAGCCCAUUAACCAAUACUGCAGGAAGCUUUACUGGAUCUGUUCAGUUCUCAAGAUCUGCUUCAACAGCCCAUUCUCCAAGUUGCUUCAUUCUUUUCUUGUUUUAUUUGCCAUUAAUGGCAGUUUUCUUCUGAUUACCACGGCUCAUUAUAGGACUAGGCAUGAGCUACUUCUUGAUGAGAGGCUAGUGUGUUAGCACUUUUAACUUAUAGUCAAAAUAGGUAUACUGCAUCCCUUGCUUAUUCAGUUGAGGGUCAAGAAAUGCUUGUUGGUGUUACGAAAUCUCAUUGUAAAGGAAGAACAUGUCAGAUUCUUGUAUUGAGACGAAGAGGUAGGGGUUUGGACUGGAAGAAAACAAAGAUAGUGGCCUAGAGGGAACCACUGUGUACCAAGAAGUGGUUCAGGUACACAUUUUCCCUUAACACGAUAUGUGUUAGAUACCAAGAUUUUAUCA
Messenger RNA from Juglans regia (Persian walnut), 1846 nucleotides. RefSeq names its product PI-PLC X domain-containing protein At5g67130. Gene Ontology annotation, molecular function: phosphoric diester hydrolase activity. The record is from RefSeq and is a predicted model, not a curated record. The transcript has 7 exons. Gene Ontology annotation, biological process: lipid metabolic process. The coding region runs from base 159 to 1526 and encodes 455 amino acids. NCBI's taxonomy places the organism in Eukaryota, Viridiplantae, Streptophyta, Magnoliopsida, Fagales, Juglandaceae.